Messenger RNA from Brachypodium distachyon (stiff brome), 1751 nucleotides. RefSeq names its product putative serpin-Z12. Gene Ontology annotation, molecular function: serine-type endopeptidase inhibitor activity. The transcript is spliced from 2 exons. Bases 1 to 1593 code for a protein of 530 amino acids. The record is from RefSeq and is a predicted model, not a curated record. NCBI's taxonomy places the organism in Eukaryota, Viridiplantae, Streptophyta, Magnoliopsida, Poales, Poaceae.
AUGACGAUUCAGAAAGAUGAAAGAGCGCGUCAAAAUAUUUCCAGACCAAAGGAACAACUAGUCAAAGCGCGUCGACCGUCUUCCCCAAGAACUCUCUCGAACCAGUCGCCCCCAAAUCUCCCCGCCGGCGCCGUUCCCCAUGUCUCUCGCAGAUCAGCUCCAACCCCUCCAAAGGAGUCCCGGAAGGCGUCCUGCUCCAUCCAUGCCGGCUUCCUCCUCCACACCCCCGCCGCCGUCCCCUCCCGUGAGGAUGAAGCCAAGAAGGUCGCCCCCCAUGUCUACCGUUUGGAAGCGCGUGCUCAUCUCUUCGGCCCUGCUCGCGUACUGUGCUUCGCGGCCCAGAGGUACUCCGGCCAUGCCCACCGCCGCCAUCCUAUUCCUACCCCGCGUCCAACGCCCCUAGAGAUCAUCAUCCGUAACCGUAAGACGCCGCCUUCUGGCCACGCCGACGCGGCGGCCGGGUGCCUUCCUCUCGCCAGGGAGGCGGCGGCGGAUAGUGCUGGGCGGAACUUCGUCGUCUCGCCCCUGUCCAUCCACGCGGCGCUCGGCCUGGUGGCCGCCGGCGCGCGGGGUGACACGCGGCGGCAGCUCUUGGAGUUCCUCGGCUCGCCGUCUCUCGACGCGCUGCACGGCGCCCCCGCAACGGAGCUGGUCGGCGAGCUCAACGGCCUGAAGCAGACGUCCUUCGCCUCAGGCGUGUGGAUCGACCGGAGGCGGGCGCUCAGGCCGGAGUUCAUGGCCAUCGGCCGGGAGCGGUACUCGGCCACGGCAGAAUCCGUGGACUUCGUCACGGAUGCAGAGAAGGCGAGGCAGCGGGUGAACGCGUUCGUGAAGGACGCCACGAAUAAUCUCAUUGGCGAGAUCCUCCCUCCCGGCUCCGUCCGGUCGUGCACGGCAAUCGUCCUCGCCAACGCCCUCUACUUCAAAGGGGCGUGGUCCGAGCAGCCGUUCGACGCACCGGCGACCUUCGACGCACCGUUCCACACCCCGGACGGCACCAUCGUGCGCGUGCCGUUCAUGACAGGCCGGGGCAAGAAGCACGUUGCCGUCUACCCAGGCUUCAAGGCCCUCAAGCUGCCAUACAAGAACGAUGACGGCGAUGGCAGGCAAUUUUACAUGCUGCUGCUUCUCCCUGACGACAGCACAACCACUAUGAAGCUCAGUGAUCUCUACGACCAGGCCGUCUCGACCCCAGGUUUCAUCAAGAACCACAGUCCGACGGUGAAGGUUCUGGUGGGGCGGUUCAUGGUCCCCAAGUUCAAGUUCAUGUUCGGUUUCGAGGCAUCGUCGGACAUGCGUAAGCUUGGACUAACCAAGCCUUUCGAAGACGGCAACUUCUCGGGCAUGGUGAGCGAUGAGGAUAGGCUCAGCAUCACGGCGGUGUACCACAAAGCCACCGUCGAGGUGGAUGAGCUGGGCACCGUCGCCGCCGCCGCGACAGCAAUACACAUGGCUGGCAGUGCUCGUGGUGCAAGCCCACCAAAGCCUCGGGUGGAUUUCGUGGCGGAUCGGCCGUUCUUAUUCGCCAUUGUUGAAGAGAGGUCUAGCGCGGUGAUGUUCCUUGGUCAUGUGGUCAAUCCUGUGAAUCACUAACCCCAUUGUCACUGCAAACAACUCUGGCCUCUCUCAGAACGUACGCAUAGCUGCUCGUAUGUUCCUCUUUCUCUAGCAUGCAUGAGUACGUAACAUUUUAUUUUACAUAUGUGGUACCUUUUUAUGCGUCAUGAAAUUUGAAACAUCACUUAAUGAAA